This is a messenger RNA of Dermatophagoides farinae (American house dust mite), 1276 nucleotides long. RefSeq lists its product as uncharacterized. Lineage: Eukaryota; Metazoa; Arthropoda; Arachnida; Sarcoptiformes; Pyroglyphidae. The record is from RefSeq and is a predicted model, not a curated record.
UCAAUGUAUCGAAUGAUUUGACAUUUUUUGUUGAUCAUUUCUUUUGUGCCAUCACUAAUUUCUCGCAUAUAGUUUGUCAAUAUUGUGUCUAUUGUGUUUUUCAUCAUCGAUAAUGGCAAGAUCACCGACUGAAUAUAUUGAUAUUAAGUUAUUUCAAGAUGAUUUCAAAAACAUUGAUCAAGAAUUUCUCCAAUCAGUUGUUUCGAUAUGCAGCUUUUUUAUUUCCAAAGAAAAUUUCCAUAAAAAACAAUUUUUAUUGAUGACCAAAGAAGCUACAUAUGUAUAUAUGGUGAAGAAAUAUGCUCAUGGUUAUCGUUGAAACAUGAUAUACAAACCACAACAGAUAUCAAUUUUAAAUGAUAUGAAAAUCGUUCAAGUAGAUUCUGGCUAUGAUUUUGUUGCCAUUCUAACUAAUAAUGGACAUGUAUUCAUAGCUAGCGAUGUUAAAUCUAAAUGGAAAACUAAUAAUACUUUCAAAUUAAUCAAUCCCCAUUAUUGCCGUUUCAAGAUGAUUGCUUGUGGAAAGCAUCAUUUAUUAAUGCUAGAACGAGAUGGUUAUGUUUUCGAUUUUGGUCAAAUAACUGGUAAUGAAACAUCAUCAUAUGAAAGAAUGAUCCAGAUUGCUAACCUAAAAAAUAUCAAGCUCAUAGUCUGUGGAUUAAAUCAUAGUUUAUCAAUAACUAAUAAAGGAGAAAUUUAUUCCUGGUUCAAUACUCUUUACAACAAAAGGGAUCCAUCUCUUGUUUCAUUUCCAAAUAAUUGUUCAGCACGAAUCAAAGAUAUUGUGGCUGGCAGCAAUCAUUCAUUAUUUUUAUUCGAAAAUGGUCAGCUUUGGGGAUGUGGUUCUAAUUACAAUGGUGAACUUGGUCUUGGUGAUAAAAAUAAUCGAAAUUUGACAAAAAUACCAAUUGAAAAUGUACAACAAAUUGCGUGUUCAAAAUUCCAGAACUUUUCAUUGGCAUAUGAUGGAUCAUCGUAUUAUGCAUGGGGAAAAACCAAAUAUUACGAAUGGUUAACACCUAGAAAAUUGGAUUAUCCACAUUCGUCUUUUGCUUCUGCAUCAGCUCUGUUAUGCAAUUCACCAAUCACAUUUGGCCUAUGUAAUGUUAAAGAUAAGCUCGAAGGGUUAAUAUCAAAAAUGGCUGAAAUUAAUUUUUAAAAAUAUUCAAAUUUAUCUUUUUUUUUGUUUCCUGUAUUCUUGUUUGUCGUCUGGUGUUUAAUUUCAAAAAAAAAAAAAAAAAAAAAUUAAAUAAAAUCCAAGUUGAAAUUCUUGUUA